Messenger RNA from Cheilinus undulatus (humphead wrasse), 2032 nucleotides. RefSeq names its product zinc transporter 2-like. Gene Ontology annotation, molecular function: zinc ion transmembrane transporter activity. The record is from RefSeq and is a predicted model, not a curated record. Gene Ontology annotation, biological process: zinc ion transmembrane transport; insulin secretion; response to zinc ion. Gene Ontology annotation, cellular component: plasma membrane. The transcript is spliced from 9 exons. Bases 247 to 1476 code for a protein of 409 amino acids. Lineage: Eukaryota; Metazoa; Chordata; Actinopteri; Labriformes; Labridae.
UCACAUUUUCACUAUUUGCACCCUGGAUGGAUUAAGUAGGAUGUGUGAGGACUGCUAAACUCGUCUUUAUCAAAAGGAGAAAACAAAGCCUAGAAGAUUUCACAGCUGAAAAUAGGAGUUGGAAGUUAAUGGCCAAAGCUACAGCCUUCAAAGUUGUAAAAAGUUAAAUUGGACUUUUAAAACAGUUUUUGGGCAUCUUUUCGAUUUAAACUUUGGUCAUCUUUGUUGCUCUUCAAGACUUCAGUGAUGUUCAUGAAUAAGGAUCCAGAGAAAAUCCCCCUGAUGACAGACUUGAAGAACACGUACGCUAUUGUUGAAAGUGUGGUGUAUCAAGAGCCAUCAAAGAUGAAUGGCACUGGGGGAAUCAAGCACUGUCAUGACAACAGCCAUGCGGAGGCAGACCGUGAAGGAGAGAAGAAACAUGCCAGGAUGAGGCUGUAUCUGGUCUCUGUGAUCUGCCUGAUCUUCAUGAUCGGUGAAAUCCUUGGGGGGUAUUUUGCAGACAGUCUUGCAGUGAUGACAGAUGCUGCCCACCUGCUGGUUGACUUCACCAGCUUCAUCAUCAGCCUGAUAUCUCUCUGGCUCUCCUCCAGACCUGCCACACACAAGCUCAGCUACGGCUGGCAUCGUGCAGAGAUCUUGGGUGCUCUGCUGUCAAUUUUCACCAUCUGGUUGGUAACUGGGGUGCUGGUUUAUCUGGCUGUGGAUCGCAUCAUUAACGAUGACUACACCAUUGAGGGCACAAUUAUGCUCAUGACCUCUGGUUGUGGUGUGUUGGCUAAUAUUGUCAUGGCCCUCACACUUCACCAGUCUGGCCACGGCCACAGUCACGGGGGUCUUAGCUCACACAGUCACAGUCACGGCUCACAUGGGCAUGGCCACAGUCACAAGAAAGAAAAAGGACAGAAGCAGAUCACAAACCAAGCCAACUCAACAGAUGACAAAGAAGAUCUGGAGCACAACGGAGUUGUUCAUGGAGGGCGGACUCAGCAGGCCAAUGCCAGUGUACGUGCAGCUUUUGUCCAUGUUGUGGGAGAUCUACUCCAGAGCAUCAGUGUGCUUGUUAGUGCCAUCAUUAUCUACUUCAAGCCAGAAUACAAGAUGGCCGACCCCAUCUGCACAUUCCUGUUCUCCAUCUUUGUCUUAUGCACAACCUUCACCAUCAUGAGGGAUAUUCUUGUAGUCCUGAUGGAAGGUACUCCAGCUGGUGUGAAGUACAGUGAGGUGAGGAGUCAUCUGCUAUCAGUAAAGGGAGUGACAGCUGUCCACAGUCUUCACAUCUGGGCCCUCACCAUGAACCAGGCUGUACUGUCUGCACAUGUGGCUAUAGAUGAGUCAGCUGACGCUCAGACUGUCCAAAGAGAAAUAACACAGACUUGUUUCUCCUCCUACAACUUCCACUCUGUUACAAUUCAAAUGGAAAGACAAUCUGACCAGAAGCCUGAUUGUAAACUAUGUGAGAACCCCAAGAUGUAGCGUUAAAAUGUGGCCAAGGGAUAGCUGUCACAACAUUUGGUCAUUCUGCACUGCUCCUAGGACCCUCAAGUCUUACAUUUAACUCUGACAUAAAUGCCAAAGUCUCAUGAUCAGGUUAAAGUGCCUUUGUGUUGACACUCAAAGAAAUGUGCAUGAAUGAAAGGUAAAAUGAGUUUAGCCCCCCCCCCCAUUUCAAAGUUUCAUUUGCGUUGUUUGAUAUUCAUUGUUUAUUCUUUUAAUGUUCAUUCAUAAUAUAAUAGUAUUGUAAUGCACCGUAGAGAGUUGAUGUUUGUCUUUUCUGAAUCUAUAAAUGUUACAUGAUUGUGAUGAGUGACUUUGAAGUUGAAUGUCUACUUCCCUUAAUGUUCAUCAUAACUACAGUUGACCUUGCAAACUUUAGGGAAGCACUCAGGCCAUGGCUAACGUACUGUUUGUUUCAGUAUUUGCUUACUGAGCCAACCUUUGAAAUAUUUUUCAGCCAUAGGCAUUAAACAUGGUCUUGUAUGUAAAUAUAUACAACAAUAAAUAUUUGUGUGCAUGGCCCACUAACCAGCAA